AUGGUUCACUCCAAAAGCACCCCCAUGGACGACGAUGCCUAUUGGAUGGUUGCCGAUGGCCGUGUACACUACUUGGAAGCGGCUGAAAUUAAUAAUGUUGUCCCAGAUAUCCUGAUAGAUCCGGUUGUGGAAGACUGGCAGUCACACGAUGCUAACAUGAAGAUGAUGAAUAUCCGUAACAAAAACCUCCUUUAUAAGCUCAACAACCCUUCCGGCUCGGAUUUGGACUCAGAUAACAUCGUGGAUCCUGCGAAAGCAUCGGCUUCGCCAGAACAUUUAACUCCACCGUCAACCGGCGGUUCCACCAACAACGGAUCCACAGUGAAGAUUCCUACUCCCACCCAUUCAUUAUACAUGCCACGUCGCCAAGUGGACCUCGUGGCACUUCUCGCCGCCAAGGAUAAAGUGCAAGAUAGUUCUGAAGCCGAAAAUGUCAAAACCAUUCUCCUGGCUGUUAUGCAGUGGCCCCAAGAUGCCAACAUCAAAAUCAAAUUUUUAACCGGUGGAAUUACCAACAUGUUACUCUCGUGUAGCUACGGCCGGUCAACCGUGCUCAUGCGUGUUUAUGGACAGGGAACAAACUUAAUUAUAGAUAGACAUCGUGAGUACAUUCUGCAUCUUGUGCUCAAUUCCUUGCAAUUGGCUCCCCCAGUCUAUGCUCGUUUCAGCAACGGUUUGGUCUACGGCUAUCUCCCUGGCCGCUCGCUCGAACCAAACGAACUAUACCACCCGGCCUUGUACCCUCUUAUUGCUCAACUCUUGGGCAUUUGGCAUCACCGAGUAUCAAGCUCCGACAUUGAAGAUGGUGUGGAAAAGCUCCGGAGAUAUGCUGUCACGGUGAAGAAAAGACGUCUGUUGCAGCUGCUGCCGGUCCUUAUGGCAGAAAAUAGCAAAAAGAAGAAAAAGCCAAAGAAGAAAACCAUCAACAACGUAUGGGAACUUUUGCACGAUUGGAUCGAUGUGGUUCCUUUAAACCAGGCUCUCCAUGAUUCGUUUGCACGCAACAAAAAAAUCGAUAGUGAUCUCAGAGAAGUGGUGAGACAAGAGCUUAAUUGGCUUGAAGAAACUUUAACCUCAAAAAAUAGCUCGCCCGUGGUUUCGGCGCAUUGUGACUUACUUUCAGGAAAUGUCAUCAUACCGACAGAUUUUGCAUUUGAAGAGUCGGACCUUCCUUCCGUCGAUAAUAACCCCAUCAAAUUCAUAGACUACGAGUACAUGCUUCCAGCACCUCGGGCAUUCGAUAUUGCCAAUCAUAUGGCAGAAUGGCAGGGUUUCCACUGUGACAGAUCCGCUAUACCUGAGCCUUCCAUGGAUAAUCCCGUAAUGGUCAAGUGGGUUCGCUCCUACCUUAACAAUCCUGAUGCUAGCGAAGAUGAAGUCCAGAAACUCAUUGAUGAAAUUGCUCUAUUUCACGGCAUGCCUGGGUUCUACUGGGGAAUCUGGGCCAUGAUUCAAAGCGAAAUUAGUCAAAUUGACUUUGACUACGCUGAUUACGGAAAAUUACGAUUGGAAGAGUAUUGGGACUGGAAGCUGAAGCAUUUGUCGUCUGUGUGA
Messenger RNA from Meyerozyma guilliermondii ATCC 6260, 1554 nucleotides. RefSeq lists its product as uncharacterized. The transcript has a single exon. Gene Ontology annotation, biological process: phosphatidylcholine biosynthetic process; phosphatidylethanolamine biosynthetic process. Bases 1 to 1554 code for a protein of 517 amino acids. Gene Ontology annotation, molecular function: ethanolamine kinase activity; choline kinase activity. Gene Ontology annotation, cellular component: cytoplasm. The record is from RefSeq and is a predicted model, not a curated record. Lineage: Eukaryota; Fungi; Ascomycota; Pichiomycetes; Serinales; Debaryomycetaceae.